Folsomia candida is the source of this 1003-nucleotide messenger RNA. RefSeq lists its product as uncharacterized. The transcript is spliced from 5 exons. The record is from RefSeq and is a predicted model, not a curated record. NCBI's taxonomy places the organism in Eukaryota, Metazoa, Arthropoda, Collembola, Entomobryomorpha, Isotomidae. Bases 139 to 726 code for a protein of 195 amino acids.
AACGUUUUGCUUAUUUUAGUUGAAAAGUUGUUCCUUGGGAAUCAACUAGACUCGAUCUGGUUUGUGCAGUGAUAUCUGUGUGACAGUAAAAAGUGGUUGUGUUACGGAAAAUACAAAAAUAAACUGCUCAGUGCAACGAUGAGGGCUAUUUUGAUCUUGCUAUCCGUGGUGGCUACGUCGUAUGCAGGAGUGGGCGUGGUUACUCCGCAAAUCGAAGCUGAGGCUUAUCGUCUUUGGAACAAAUUUUGUGAAGAUGGCAGCGACGGUGGGAUGGGUGAAGGUCUCGCCGUUUUCUGCAAGCGACCCCGUGGCAUCAAAAAGCAAUCGCUUCAACACAACAUUGAACUUCCAAAAGGUUCAGGGGAUGAACAGCAAAUUGUUUUCGUCCAGCCACCUUCGUACCAUUACAAGCAUGACGUAGUCGUCUCGGGCGGAGGGGUUGCCGCAAGAAGAACUGUCAUCUAUGUAAAAGCAGCCAAAAAUACGCACGAGGUCAAUGUGCAAGAUCGCACAACCGCUGGAGAAGUACCAUCUAAGCCCACGCUCUUUUUCCUUAAGGGAAAUCAUGGCUCAGAAUCCACCACGGACACGGACGCAGUUCCCGUGAGCCCACCAGAUAACACGUACCUCCCACCAACCACUCCCCCAGACAACACCUACCUUCCACCCACCACCCAAAAACCGGGGUACAAUUAUGACGCUCCCGAAACGCAAUUGAGCUAUUAAACCAUAAUUUUAACGAGGAGCUUAUAUUUAUAUAUUUAUUUUUAGAGUAUUUAUUGUGAAAUUACGUAUGUAUGAAAAGCUUAAGUCAUGAGAUACGCUUUUGAGCAUUGUGAUUCUGAAGGAGACGCAUUUUGAAAUUGAUGUGGAACUAUUUUUGUAUUUAGUUUUAUGUAAUUAUAAUCUGCUUGUCUUGAAAAAUCCUACUUUCAAUUUCGCACCAAAGUUUGCAGACAGAUUUCAUAAUAAAACUAGGUUUGGAGUACCUUACAUACAUGCA